UGCCGUCAGCGAGUACCAUCUGUCAUAAUCAGCUGUUAACCGGAUUGUUUUGUAAUUUUUUGCCGUUUUGUAAUUCCAGAAUGGCUGCUACGAAAACAUUGCGUUCAUUACUGCAAGAAUUGCGUUAUGCUUCACCGAACGGCUGCAUUAAAAAUUCACUGGCCGCUCGUUAUGUACUAGCGCAGUACAAGAAAUAUUCGACCACGGAUCAGCAGUUGUGUAAAGCACGGGAUGAGGCGCUAUUCCUUGGACAAACUUAUCUCACGUAUUUGUCCAGUUUGCGAAAAUUCAAUGAGCUCUAUAAAGAAUAUCAUGGUCGAGGUGAACGUAGUGUCAAAGAGACUGCAGAUUUGGUCGGCUUCAAACUACCAUCUGAUCCUAAGUAAACGAACAGAAAUUCCAACAUACAUACAUACAACGGUUAAAAGAAAAUUAAAAUUGAUGGCUUAAAGAAGUCUAGUUUAGCUACAUAUGUAUAUAAUUAAUGCCAAAAGUUGCUGUAAAUUUAAAUGAACUCAAGAACAACAACUGAUUGGUACAACCAGUACAACUUACCACAUAUAAUACGGCUUAUUUUCUCAAGAGAAAUGUACCAUAUAAACAUAUCGUCGUUUAAAGUACAAAACCGUCCUUCUGCAAAACCGCGU
This is a messenger RNA of Rhagoletis zephyria (snowberry fruit fly), 647 nucleotides long. Its product is annotated as UPF0562 protein C7orf55 homolog. Gene Ontology annotation, cellular component: mitochondrion. The record is from RefSeq and is a predicted model, not a curated record. NCBI's taxonomy places the organism in Eukaryota, Metazoa, Arthropoda, Insecta, Diptera, Tephritidae.